Ziziphus jujuba (common jujube) is the source of this 922-nucleotide messenger RNA. RefSeq lists its product as uncharacterized. NCBI's taxonomy places the organism in Eukaryota, Viridiplantae, Streptophyta, Magnoliopsida, Rosales, Rhamnaceae. Gene Ontology annotation, biological process: regulation of DNA-templated transcription. Bases 135 to 608 code for a protein of 157 amino acids. Gene Ontology annotation, cellular component: nucleus. The record is from RefSeq and is a predicted model, not a curated record. The transcript is spliced from 3 exons. Gene Ontology annotation, molecular function: sequence-specific DNA binding; DNA-binding transcription factor activity.
UCCCUCUUGAGUAUUACACUGCACCUAAUCCACUCCAUAUAUAUAUAUAUAUAUAUAUAUAUAUAACUAAAUUUCGUUAUUACAUCCUAAAAUUAUUUGCUGAUCAGAAGAGAUAGAGAGAGAGAGAGAGAGAAAUGGUUUCCACAAGGAUGCAGAAGAGGAUAGCAUUGCGCAGAAAGCUUCACAUUCGGCCAACUCUUACCCAUUCCAAAUCCGUGAAAAGGAGCUCUAUCGUCAUGGAUACUUUUCUCUACAUUCAUCUACUGAAACUCAGAUUGGAAGCAGCUCAAAAAGACUACUUAAACCUUAUGAAACAUUUCCUCAAGCCCAAGGUGCAGGAAGUGAAAGUUGAGAAGAACAAUGAGGGAGGGUUUGCUGUAAGUGUGACCUGUGAGAAAGAAGGAGAUACUCUGGUCUCUGUUUUAGAGGCUUUUGAGGAAAUGGGUCUUCAUAUUGUGGAAGCAAGAGUUUCUUGCAACGAUUUGUUUGCCAUGGAAGCCACUGCUGUACCUCAAAACCAAGUAGCCAUGGAUGUCAGAGAUGUCACACAAGCUAUCAUAAAGGCAACUGAAAAGCAUCAACAAUUUGGCACCAAGGGCAUGAAUUAAUUGAGAACUUUUGCAAUUUACCUACCUACCUGCUCGCUCUUCCUUGUUUGUUUUCAUUAAUAAAACACAUUGAUUUUGUAUCUCGUAAUUAUGUGUAUUUGUCACUUUUUCUUUCUGGAGGGUAAAAGACAAAACAUGGUGGUGAAAUGGGGGUUCCCUCUGAAGUAUGUUGGUAAAUAUUAGCAUUUGCAUUUAUUUUAGUAAAACUACAAUUAUUAGAGUCCAAACUUCACUUUGUAAGUGAUAUAUGUUUGAAUUAAGGAUAGUAUCAUUCUUGUACUACAGCAAGGGCCUUUUAUUUAUUUAUUUAUUUA